AUGUUGCGCCAUUUCAUGCGGAUCGAAAUCGACAACGAUCUUCUUACGGCAUUGGCGGAGCGAUGGCGUUCCGAAACCCAUACGUUCCACCUUGCGGAGUGGGAAAUGACGAUCACCCUCAAAGACGUGGCGAUCCUCACCGGGCUGCCUAUUUCUGGAGAUGCCAUCAUUGGUUCCACUACCAAACCCGAAGGAGGUUGGGGGUCGCUCAUUCGUGAUCGUUUGGGCUUUGACAUGCCGACCACCACACCAAUUCAAGGACGGGGGCAUCCACCGUUGAAUGCGGGGCAAGUGUCGGUCCCGUGGCUGGUAACUCACAUCCAGGCUGAGGUGGAAAUCAAUGACGAGACUCCUUAA
Molecule: messenger RNA, 357 nt
Organism: Linum tenue
Lineage: Eukaryota; Viridiplantae; Streptophyta; Magnoliopsida; Malpighiales; Linaceae
Source: the annotation of a GenBank genome assembly